This is a messenger RNA of Owenia fusiformis, 2955 nucleotides long. The record is from the annotation of a GenBank genome assembly. Lineage: Eukaryota; Metazoa; Annelida; Polychaeta; Sabellida; Oweniidae.
AGAGAGACAUCAGGCUAGAAGGGACAUCAAGGGGAGCCUAAGAGAACAAAACAAAAGCAAUAUAUGAGAACAUGGCAUGUGUUAGGAACACAAUCAGUGUCUCAAAGAUUAUACUUUUAUUUCUCGCAUUAAUGACAUAUUCAGUUUUAUUAUCUCUUAUAUCCAGUGAAAUAUUUUUAAGGAGAUAUCAUUCGAAUAUACUAAAUCAGUCUCGUGAUUUAAAAGGAUCUGAUAACAUUUUAAAGCAACUUGAGAUUGUGCCGGAACAACCAAGUAUUGUGUUGGUACAAUCAGAUGUUGUGUUAGAACAAUCAAGUAAAGUAUUAAAAGUACGAAAUGAUUCAGAUGCAAAAUCAAGUUCAAAUCAAAAUAAAAAGGAAUCUAUGCAAGUAAAUAGUCACCAUGACAACCAAUGGAAUGGAAAAGAGGGCAAUCGUGCAUUCUAUAAAAUACCAGGGGUUGAGAUUUACCUGAAAUCUGCUCAUCUGGAUGAUCGAUUUAACGAGACAUGUGUCCGGAUGUUCGGUAUCCAAAACACACGUAUCAAAAACAAUCAGACAAGAUUGUAUUGCAGAUUUACAAUAGAUGGCGCCACUUAUAAAAGCUACAAAUAUGUACCGGUGAAGAUUGUACCAGUUUUCCCACCUUACCCAUAUGGUGUGCUUUUCUACACAAGCUCGUAUUGGUGUGAUGUACCGCACCUCAGUGAUACGGAUUUCGUUGGAAUAUAUACAAGUAGAUCUAUCGAAACAAAUGAUGGAACAUUUCUGAAAAUUGAAAAUGAACAACUGAAGACUGGAAAAGUGAAACAAAAUAUGUCUAUUUGUGUUAAGCCAAUCACAGGGACGCAAAACGUUCUACGAUUUGUAGAGUGGAUAGAGUUCCAUAAAAUCUCAGGGAUUGACCAUUUUGUGAUUUAUACCAAUGAAAGCAAUAAUGCUAAUAAGAAUGAGGUUGAGCAAAUCUUGGAUUAUUACCAGACAAAGGGAUUACUAGAUGUGCAAUAUGACAGGUUUUUCUAUAGCAUACUGCCCCAUUUGAAAGUAAAAUAUGAACUUAAUGAUGAAAAAAUUGGUUGGAUAAUGUCACAGGUUUAUUUAACGUCCUAUAAUGAUUGUCUUUAUAGAUACAGGAACAGAUUCAACUAUAUUCUUAUGUUAGACCUCGAUGAGAUAAUCUCUUCUAGUGAUCCAAAUAUUCGCAUUAUUGACGUCAUCGAAUCAGGUGCGGCGAGGCUACCUAACGUCGGAGGAUGGCCCUUUCAUUCUGGUUGGCACCUGGACACGUAUGGUCAAGUAAAUAUUUCACCACAUCAGCAUUUACAUUCUCAAAUGUACCUCAAACGCUCUAUCAUAAACAGCGACUCCGAUAAAACAUUCAGCGCGACUGCGUACGCACUGCUGGUCACAUGGCAUGUGACGGUUUACUGUAAAUACACACAGGGACCAAUCAGAGAGAACUGCAACAUGUUCCCUGGGAUGUACCUAAAGCCUGCUGUGGAACAAGCCAUUGUUGUGCACCAUUACAGGCACUCUUGUAGGAGUAUGCCAAAAAAGUGCGAGGAGUACUUGAAAGGGACAGUUGUUGAUAAUUCAACAUUGCAAUAUGGGGAUGCUCUGAACAUAAAUGUAGUCAAGGUCUUCAAAGAUUUGGACUUACCAUUUCCUUAAAGGCCCCAUAUAAAGUAAAAACCAAUUUGGCUUCUAUUUAUAUAGCCUAGUCUUACCCAAUGUUAUAAAAUAUGAUAUGUGAAACUUUUUUUAAAAAGUGAUUUUUGAAGGACUUUUUAAUUUGUUUGAAACUGUUUCCAUUCUAAGUGAUAUCAUGAUGAUUUCACUAAGGGUGCAAUUUUUUAAAUACGCUGAAACAUUUAAGUGUUACAUUUUACUAUUGAAAUAAUGUGUCCUUUGUUCAAUCUUUGCAAUGGUGUUAUACGAUCCUGUAUUUCACAAUGUAAAAAAAUAACUAAAAUAACUUUUAAAGUCAUGAUAAAUGAUAAAAACACAUUUUCAAACUUUGCAUGGGGCCUUUAAAGGAUAAGUAUCGAUGUAAGAAUAAACUUUGGGGGGAAAGGUAAACCCCAUUUAGCUUUGUUCACACAUUAAGAGGAAGAUACAUUCGACAGAAUAGGAUAUGGAUGAUAAUUGGUAUAGAUACAGAAUACAGAAUUGACACUUUACAGAAUGAAGCAUACUUAUCCUAUGCCAAGUAGAGUUUAAGGGAGAUAAGUUAGUAAGAUAUAUCCCGUAUCCUGAUUUUGAGGUUUCCAUAUCCAGAACCUCCAUAUCUCCCGCCAUAUCUCCCGCUUCGGUGCAUAUCUUUUCGCUUCCGAUGCAUAUCUUCCCGCUUCCGGUAAUGCAAUAAAAUGACUUUGCAUAUGAAUGUUUUGUUUAUUUGUACACCUUGUACUAUUGAAAUGGCCAUAUGCCCCUGAAAACUCUAAUUGGUAUAAGAUAAAGCAGUUAUGUACGGUCGGUUUGGAUAUUGGGUUCAUCCCUCGUGAGAUGUGGACAUCUACCCUCGGUUCCUACGGUCCCUCAGGUAGAUAUGCAUAUCUCCCUCUGGAUAAACCCCAUAUCCAAAAACUCCCAGUACACAACCCUUAUGUAUUGGCACUUUAUGACCCUCUCGUUAUUUAACUUUAAAUGUUGAAGUAAAAAUCUUCAUUAAAGCAAAUAUAUAUUAUUGUCAUUUGAUGGUACUUUUUAUUGACUUAUGCUCAUAUUAUUAUGGGAAGGUACACUCUACAAAUUUUUAAAAAUCCCAGGACAAUUUAAGUAAUUACUCUGAAUAUACCAACUUUGGGGAAGUUUUAUUAUUCGUAUUCAUAUCUAACUGUUUUAAUCUGAUAUAUUUUGUACAAACGUCAACGCGGUAGCCUGACGUGAAAAAUAUGAAUAGUUGUUUGUACAUAUUGAUCUUUUUAUCCAAUGUAUCUCCUUUUUAUAAAGGGCA